This is a messenger RNA of Nasonia vitripennis (jewel wasp), 5758 nucleotides long. It is a transcript of the gene Iml1, whose product is annotated as GATOR complex protein Iml1. The record is from RefSeq and is a predicted model, not a curated record. Lineage: Eukaryota; Metazoa; Arthropoda; Insecta; Hymenoptera; Pteromalidae. Gene Ontology annotation, cellular component: GATOR1 complex; lysosomal membrane. Gene Ontology annotation, molecular function: GTPase activator activity. Gene Ontology annotation, biological process: intracellular signal transduction; negative regulation of TORC1 signaling; cellular response to amino acid starvation. The coding region runs from base 483 to 5300 and encodes 1605 amino acids. The transcript is spliced from 22 exons.
CUUGGGGGACAGCUAUAGUGUAGUAUAGGCUCUAUACGUGUAUUUCAAAAUGGGACCCCGGCGCCAAUACUGACCGUCCUUCUAUACCAAGUCUUAUAUAUAUGUUGCCGAAAACUCGAAAAUAGUACACAAACAAGCAGUACUACCAACCAAUAGCAUUUUUUGAGAAUCGUGGCUCCAUUCGUGGUUAGGUUAGGCCAUUGUAAAUAUGUGCGUUGCGUAGAUUCAUGAUCAUGAAUGCGUUAAGAUAACAAACACAUCUACGUAGCUACUUAUAAAUAUUUUCUACGAAGUUAAAAAAAUACAUUUGCUUCUCAAGACGGCGCGUGUAAUAACGAUAGCAGCGUAAAAAUACGAAACACAACUGUUAUCUGUCAGAUUCCAGUGUGUCCAGUAGCACUGCCAACAACAGUGUCUACUGUCUAGAUACAGAGAGCAACAUUAUGCUGUGUAUAAUUUUUGUUAGGAUUAGAAUGGUCUGAAUGAAAAUGAAGCUGUUCAAGCUUAUCGUUCACCAGAAAAACUUCUGUGUCGAAGACCUUAUUAUCAAUCCUAAGGAUUAUCCUGGCAUAAAAACUGGAGAUGUCGUUGAGAUAUACCAUCCUGAUGACGAAUUCAGUCGUCUCCUCCUUCAGGUUACUUCUUUUAAGGAGGACCUGCAAGGCAGAGAGACGAUUAGCGUUGAAUAUAACAUAGCCUCUAUGUUCCAACUUCGAACCUUUGGGGAUGUCUACAUGAAUGUUGUUAAUCCCGAUGAUGUAGCUUUGGAUUCUGUUGAACUAACAUUCAAAGACCAGUACAUGGGUCGCAGUGAAAUGUGGAGACUGAAGAAUAGCUUGGUCAACACAUGUGUUUAUAUGAAUAAAAAGAUAGAAUUUUGUGGCAGUAGCAUACGAUGUCAAGUGUAUGAAAUGUGGUCACAAGGUGAUAGAGUAGCUUGUGGUGUGAUAACGGAUGAUACUAAGGUUGUGUUCCGUUCAUCCACAAGCAUGGUCUAUCUCUUCAUUCAGAUGAGUUCAGAAAUGUGGGAUUUUGAUAUUCAUGGUGAUCUUUAUUUUGAAAAAGCUGUCAAUGGAUUUUUGGCUGACCUGUUUCAAAAGUGGAAGAAAAAUGGUAGCAAUCAUGAAGUCACAAUUGUUCUUUUUUCAAGAACUUUUUACAAUGCUACCAGCCUUGAAGAGUUUCCUAAUUACAUGCGUGAGUGCCUACAACAAGAUUAUAGGGGAAGGUUCUACGAAGAUUUUUAUAGAGUAGCAGUCCAGAAUGAGCGUUAUGAAGACUGGAGUAAUGUGCUUGUGCAGCUGAGAAAGCUAUUCACAGAUUACCAAAAAAUUGUCUUAGAGUAUCAUCAAAAACCUGGUAUCAUAAUACCCAAAGCAACCAAUUCUACAGCAGCACAGGGAAAUUUUUUGGAAGUAUUAAAUAUGUCACUGAAUGUUUUUGAGAAACACUACUUGGAUCGUAGCUUUGACAGAACGGGUCAACUGUCAGUUGUUAUCACACCAGGAGUUGGCGUUUUUGAAGUUGAUAGAGAACUAACAAACGUUACGAAGCAAAGAAUCAUUGACAAUGGUGUUGGCAGUGAUUUGGUCUGCGUUGGAGAACAACCUCUCCAUGCAGUGCCAUUGUUAAAGUUUCACAACAAAGAUUCAUCUAUGAAUGUCCCAGACGAUUACAGCAUGCCUCACUGGAUCAACUUGAGUUUCUAUUCAACCAACAAAAAAAUACCUAAUUCGACGUUUAUCCCUCGAAUAAAACUGCCGCAACGAGUUUCUAAGUGUUCCAGUGAAAAAAGUAAUGGAAAAAUACUCAACAAUAAAGGCAGAAUCUUGCAAGAAGAAACUCGCGAGUACCUCCACAACUCGUUUUUCGAUUACGAUGCCUAUGACGCGCAGGUCUUUCAGCUACCGCCUAUCCAUACGUCCGGCCUACAGCGGGUGUCGACGAGAACGAAGAAGACGAGCGUUGUUUGUAUGGAGACACACAAUAACGCACAAGCACUGAAGCUCUUGAAGAGAAAGAUGUCUGAUCCGGAUAUUCAUCAUCCGCCACCCGAGAGUCAUCCUUCCUCACUAUCAGUGAUUGCGUCUAAUUCGAGCUUGAGAAGCGCUGCCAUAUCGAUCCCAUCAUCAAAAACUGAGCCUGUCACGAGUAAUGGAUCUAAUAGUGAAGUUACUGACAAAAAUAUCUCUGGCAUAGCAGCGGUUUCGCGGACAUCUCUGAAGAGUGACGUAACCGACGGUGAGAUCUCUCCGCCUUUUAGACCAGUAGUCGGAAGCGCAGGUAGCCCGACCAACUCCGUCGCGCACCAACCAGCCACCGGACAUCGUCCAAGUCGCGCACUCAUCAAUCCAUUCGACCCGUCGCACGUGACGAUCAAGUUGACGAGCAACAGGCGUCGCUGGACCCACAUCUUCCCUAAGGGCCCAACUGGCGUUCUCAUACAACAGCAUCACUAUCAGGCAGUACCCGCUGCUGCUCAACAGAAGCAAGAACGAGCUAACGAGACCCAGCAGAGUAGUGCAACUGCAGAUACCACGUCGGUGCUCAGCAGCUCGCCAACCGAGCAGAGUUGCUCCGCCACGAUGUCCAUGUCACGCUCGGUAUCACAGAUUUGUUUCAACGAAAAUUCCAAAAGCAAAUCCCGCAUGAAUCUUCAAUUGACGAACAACGUCGACAAGAGAACGAGCGGCUCAAAGAGUCUUACACUGCUCUGGGGUGCCACGGGUGAACAGGAAUGGACACCAGCUCUCACAACGGCGAUCAUAGGCGUCGACUGGAAGUCGCUGACGAUUUCUGCGUGUUUGCCGAUCACGACCGACUACUUCCCGGACAAGAGGAGCUUGCAGAACGACUACGUCGUCUCGGACUACAAUCUACUGCCAGAUGAUGUCAAUGCAGACUUUGCCCAACAACGCGCGAUUUAUCGCAAACCGCUGUCCACUGCCGAAGUCUUUAAAGAGCUCGUCUCUCAGCGACUGGCUCAGGGAUUUCAGCUGAUCAUUCUGCCGCCGAACAAGAACCAGAUCUCGACACCUGGCUCGAAUUCGGUACCACCUAUUAGCUCCGUAAUGAGAGGACGACAGACUGACUCGGAACACAAGGAGGAGUAUCUGCUGAGCAUAGGAAGGAUAUUUCAUAAGAUCUCGCUCUGUGGAAAUUCUAUCAGUGUUACCAGAUAUAGACCAAGGCAUCCGUAUCCACCGUUCAACAUUCACUAUCGGUAUCGAUUUCACGCACCACAUCACGACACCUACGAAGUUUCUUGGGUCUCCUUUACAACGGAAAAGCUGGAGAAUUACAACUGGAAUUAUUUGGACCACUAUAUAUGCACGAGGGGUGACACUGAUUUCGCUCUAGUUGAAGCGUUAAAAUAUUGGAGGUUCCGGGUGUUCCUGCUACCGCUGCACAACCAAGCAACGCGUAAGAUUCUUGAGGGCUCGCCUCACUGUGACAUCUACACACCAUCUACAUCGGCGGAACAAACCACGUCGAUGGACGGUUUCCUUCGUUUCAUCGAGACAUGGCUCAACAAGAUCCGUCGACCGCAUCCGAACAAAAAUUGGAGCCCGACAGCUUUUGGCGGGGUACCCCCGAGAGAUCCUGCCUCUCAUCUGACCAGACGCAGGCACAGCACGAGCCUGGUAUCCCUCACUAACCAGGUUGUGCGUGAGAGAGUGACGGGGUUCUUUGUACAGGAAAAGCACGUAGUGAAUGCAUCUGCGGCUGCUCGCACUUCCCUCGACACUCCUCGCCACAUACCAUGCAGAUCAGGAUCGAAGGUGAUGGAUCGCGGUCGAGUGUCACCGGCUAGUGAAGCUGUACUGCCCCUGUCGAUCGAGCAACAGCAGCAGCAACAACAGCAGCAGGAUCACUUGGAGAUUAACGACGAGAAUGUCGCAACAGAAGUGACGAAGAUCAAGAGCACAGCCCCGUACAGCGAGAUCCUCGAGGCGAUGCGUCAUCCGCAAUCAGGAGUCGGUUUUCUCACGCAGCACCCGUCGCUGCCCAGCCAGACCUUCGUCAGCGCCGACGCUGUCCAGUGGCUCAACUCUCACAUCGAAGGCGGCGUCACCGUCGAGGCUGCCAUCAACAUCAUGAAGGGAAUGAUCCAGGAGAAGCUCAUCUGCCACGCGUCCGGCGACUUCUCCAAGCCGUUCAUUCUCGGCUUCUAUCUGUAUCAUAUCGUUCUAGACAAGGAUAGUCAGAAAGGUAGCGACUAUUCGCCUCCGUUAGGUGACUUGCAGAGCUUCGAGAAUGAGUGGGUCGAGGUGGAGAUGCGCGCUCCCAAAGGCUGGUGCGAGCCUCAUUCUAACAGUUCCUCGAAUCUACACUCGAACAUAACUCACCCCAUAACGAUUCCCAGCUGUGAUACUAUAGACGAAUCCAACGUUCCCGUCUUUCUUAGAAAUGACCUGGAUCUGUCCGACGUCACGGACGAGAGAGAUUGGACGUUACCUAUGUACAAACAUACUCAUCUCGACAUCGACAUCAACAAUAAGAGCGAUAGAAUAGAGUGGGGACACCUGAGGUACCAGUCAAUCUACAAACCGGACCAUUCCUACGAACUAGUCGUGCAGUGGGUGGCUGCAUCGGGUAGUAUAGUAGCCGAUCUCAUAUUUAUUUGGCAGCGAAAAGCUCAGAGUUGCGGAAUCCAGAUGAUACCGAUUCCAAGCGACUUGUUGGCACUGCCGUUCACCACAAAAAGUGAUCCAUUGCGCGGACCAAUUUUUAUUCCUCUUGACACUGAGUGCCUCAUGGCCGGCAAAAGAUAUCUCUUCGACGAGUUCCGGGAAGACACGUACGCCCAGCGACUCUUCCUCUUUCAAGAGGCGAUUCUGCAGCGCUUCGGCUUCUUGCGUUGCUUUGUCGAGGGCAACGAGAACGUCCAUCAGUAUGUGCACGUAACCGGCAGUGCUUUUAUUCUCGUGCCAUCGACGAUGAAUCCGCGACCAAGACAACACACGGGCACUAGUGUCACCCGACGCAGCGCAGGCCAGAAGAGGUAUCCCGUGCACGCAGAACAGCCAAGUCCGCAUGAAGCAUACAUCACCAGGCACGUAAGCGGCAAGAACAAGGAUGACUACAGCAUGGAUCGACGGAUGGGAUUCCUGUGGUCGUGGAAUCACAUGCUGAGCCGAAAGUGGAAGUAUCCCACUACGAGCACCGGCGACGAACUUUUUCAAAAGAAGAUCAUUCAAGACUUCAGGCACUUCUGUUCGAACGGUGACAAUCGCCUAAAGAGAUUCUGGGAAUCGUGCUGGGAGCUCAAAGAAAAAUUCUGUACAAAUGCAAAAUGAUGAUUCGUUGAACUUGUUCCUUACUCGUGAUCACGCAAAUGCGCUUUUCUACUCUUUACUGAGCAAACGAGACUGCGCGAUUGAACUACAUUGUUUACAUUACAUUUUUUUUUAAACUAAAUUAAUUCUUCUGAAGGAAGCAGGCAAGACUCUGACAUGUUCCAUCGGAUUACAUUUACCAAGCCUGCAAGGCUUUUGUACAUCCCUUUGUCGAUUUUUUUUUUUGUUAAAGAGUUGAUACAGUUAAGCGUUGUUAUUUUUGUUAACUUUGUUAUAUCUAUGAACGCGAUACGUAUUAUUCUGUACAAACUAAAAUGAGGCAUUGAGAAAAUAAGUACAUACUGUUUAUAUUAUACCUCGAUUAGUCAAUACAUUUUAAAAUGAUAUAAUAACAACAAAACGUUUUGUACUGAAAAUAUACAUAUUAGUCAAAUAAUAAAAAAGAUAUCUUACGCAAA